GACCAAUAGGAGGCUUCAGUGCGAGCGCGGAUAAACGGAUUUGUUGUUGUUGUUGUGCAGUGAUAUCUGUGUUUUUACCGACUAUAACGUUUUGUUUACAGGAGCUUUAAAAUCCUCCCAGCAUGAGUUUGUCUUUAAGAACUGAACUAUCAGCGGACAAAGCAAAGCGUAAGAAGAGGAGAGAGCUCACUGAGGAUCAGAAACACGAAAUCAAAGAAGCUUUCGAGCUGUUUGACACCGAUAAAGACAAAGAAAUAGAUUAUCAUGAGCUGAAGGUUGCGAUGCGAGCGCUCGGCUUUGAAGUGAAGAAAGUUGACGUUCUGAAGAUUCUUAAGGACUACGACAGAGAGGGAAACGGCAAAAUAACAUUUGAAGAUUUCAAUGAAGUUGUGACCGACCGCAUACUGGAGCGAGACCCAAAGGAGGAGAUUAUGAAGGCCUUUAAGCUGUUUGACGACGACGAAUCGGGAAGGAUCAGUCUGAGGAACCUGAGACGAGUCGCUCGAGAGCUCGGGGAGAACGUCAGCGACGAGGAGCUGCGCAGCAUGAUCGACGAGUUCGACAUCGACGGAGACGGUGAGAUAAACCAGGACGAGUUCCUCGCCAUCAUGACCGGAGACUCCUGAUGAGCAGCGAGACGUCUGACGGAGUUUUACUGUCGCUGAGGACAAACUGUCGGUUUGUACAUGAAGACGACGAACAACACGGAUGCACAGCUUCCUCUCGAGGGUUCGAGGCGGACUUGAAUUUAUACUUAAAUUAAUUACAGAAGAGGAUCGGACUGUCUGAAAAGGCCACAUUGUGUUUUUAGGAGGAAGAGGAUGUGACUCAAACGCUGUAAAUAUCAUUCUGGUCUUUUAGUCAAACGUGCUCUAAGUGUCUUUCUGUCUCAGUAAAACUGUAAAUUCACCUCAAAGUGCUGAAGUGUAACAAAGACCGUGGAUUUGAUGUUGUUAGUCCAGUCGAUUAGAUUCGCAUCUAAAUAACUGUUGUGGAAAAUAGGGGCCAAUUAAUCAUUCAUUCAUUCCUGCAGUGAUUCUGUCUGUCUGGAUAUUUUUAAGGAGAACUUGGUAAAGCACAUUUCAUUGACUGUUUUUCACUGGUUGUGUUUGGGGUUUAUACAAUACAUGAAUGUUUGAAUGUGAUAUUUAUUUUGUACAAAAUAAAUUGGUUUGCCAGAA
Thunnus maccoyii (southern bluefin tuna) is the source of this 1181-nucleotide messenger RNA. RefSeq names its product centrin 3 (gene cetn3). Gene Ontology annotation, biological process: spindle pole body duplication. Lineage: Eukaryota; Metazoa; Chordata; Actinopteri; Scombriformes; Scombridae. Bases 123 to 626 code for a protein of 167 amino acids. The record is from RefSeq and is a predicted model, not a curated record. Gene Ontology annotation, molecular function: calcium ion binding; microtubule binding. The transcript is spliced from 5 exons. Gene Ontology annotation, cellular component: microtubule organizing center.